AUGUUCUAUCUGUGUCUGGCUCUUAUCUGCAUCUCCAUCUCCAUUCAGUCCCACGAGGGGAUAUGCGGCUCUCGGUUGCGUCUGGAGGACAGUCCGCCUCGGAUUGUGGAGGACCCAUCUGAUCUGAUUGUGUCUAAAGGUGAACCAGCCACGCUGAACUGCAAAGCUGAGGGAUGGCCUACACCGAAGGUGGAGUGGUACAAAGAUGGAGAACAUGUAGAGACAGAUAAAGAUGACCUGCGUUCACACCGCAUGCUGUUGCCCAGCGGCUCGCUCUUCUUCCUACGCAUUGUGCAUGGCCGCCGCAGCAAGCCGGAUGAAGGCGUAUACACCUGUGUGGCCCGUAACUACCUCGGGGAGGCAGUGAGUCGCAACGCCUCGCUGGAGGUUGCCACCCUGAGAGAUGAUUUCCGCCAGGCCCCGAGCGAUGUGGUGGUUGCUGCCGGGGAACCUGCCGUACUGGACUGCGUCCCACCGCGCGGUCACCCAGAGCCCAGCAUCUCCUGGAAGAGGAACAACGUCCGAGUGAGCGACAAAGACAGCAGGAUCUCUAUGCGCGGUGGAAAGCUGAUGAUCUCACACACCCGGAAGACUGACGCAGGCAUGUACGUGUGUGUGGGCUCCAACAUGGUGGGAGAGAGGGACAGCGAUCCGGCUGAGCUGGUGGUUUUCGAGAGACCAGUGUUCAUCCGUAGGCCGGUGAAUCAAAUAGUUCUGGCAGAGGAAACAGUGGACUUCCUGUGCGAGGUCCAUGGAGAUCCGGCUCCUACCAUCCGCUGGAGGCGUGAAGGGAGAGAGCUACCUCGCACCAGAUUUGAGAUCCGCAGUGACCACACGCUCCGUCUGGUGAAGGUACGAGAGGAGGACGAGGGGAUUUACACGUGUGUGACGGAAAACAGCGUGGGGAGAACCGAGGCUUCGGCGACGCUGCAGGUCCACGUCCCCCCACAGAUUGUCCUCCAGCCCGAGGACCAGGUCUCAGCCCAAGGACAGACUGUCACUUUCCGCUGUGGUACAAAAGGCAACCCUCCUCCAGCAGUUUUCUGGCAGAAAGAAGGGAAUCAGAAGCUGUUAUUCCCAGGGCAGCCUCCCUCUCAGGCUGGACGCUUCUCUGUGUCCAUGAGCGGCGAGCUAGUCAUCACUUCUGCCCAAAGUGAAGAUUCUGGGUACUACAUGUGUCAAGCCAUCAGCGUGGCAGGCAGUACCAUCUCCAAAGCCUUCCUGAAGGUUGUCACUGGGCCGUCAGAUCUCUUUCCCCCACUCAUCCACCAAGGCCCAGGAAACCACACACUGGCAUGGGGCUCCAGUACCAGUCUCCACUGCCAUGUAAUGGGCAUCCCACCUCCCAGCAUCAGGUGGGAGAAGGACGGGCAAAGACUCUCAGCAGAUGGCACCCACAUCAGCGUGAUUGAAAAUGGCACUUUACACAUCAGCAGCCUGAAGGAGACCGACUCAGGGAUGUACACGUGUGUAGCCUCCAGUUCCACAGGAGAGACGAGGUGGAGUGGUACCAUCACCGUGAGAGAUACAGAGACGUCAUCCCUGGUCCGGCUCUCUCUGACUCUGCAGCUGCCUGGUCCCCCACUGAAGCCCGUCGUGACCGAUGUGAGCCAGAGCAGUGUCACGCUGACGUGGCAGCCCAAUCAGCACGAAGGAGGUGCUGCUGUCACCUCCUACAUUAUCGAGGCUUUUAGUCAGUCAGUGGGAAACACAUGGCAGACUGUUGCAGAUCAGGUGAAGCAGGAGAAACAUACAGUGACUGGUCUCUUCCCCAACACUGUGUACCUUUUCAUUGUACGUGCAGUGAACGCGUAUGGCCUGAGUGACCCAAGCCCCAUCUCGGAGCCUGUCAGAACGCAAGAUGACAGUCUCAGCAGUUCACCAAUCGAUUACAGGCGUGUGCAGGCAGAUUUAGCAGAGGUCAUGGUGUAUCUGCAUCCUCCAGAGAUCCUGACUCCCACCAGCGUACUGAUCACAUGGACUGUUGAGAAUGAGGCUUACUACAUUCAGGGUUACAGGCUGCUGUACAGGCCGUCGGGCAGUGCCUGGCUGGUUCAGGAUAUAAAGGCAGCGUCCAAACACACAGUAGUGUUAUCAGAGCUGCGCAGAGGCAGAGAGUAUGAGCUCAAAUUGAGGCCCUACUUCAAAGAGUUCCAGGGCUCUGACAGUGAACUAGUAGUGUUUCGCACCCCAGAGGAGGUGCUAAGUGGCCCCCCUCAAGCUGUCAGUGUGGUCCAGUUGGAUAACAGCUCCACAGUGCAAGUGUCCUGGGAGCCUCCUUUUGCCAAUAUCCAGGAUGAGUCCAUUUUGGAGUACAGGGUAUGGUGUGUAGGGAAUGUGUCUGGACUUCAGAUGCAAUUAAAUCAAAGUGUGACAGGGGAUGUCCUCCACGUGCUGGUGGAUGACCUGGUGCCCGAGAUACUAUACAGCGUGCAGGUGGUUGCCGUGACCAGUGCAGGAGCUGGAGAACCCAGCGAGCCAGUCUUUAUUCUCAUCACCCCUGUGGGGGAGCCCUCAUUGCCUGUGCUGAAUGAUGACAGCAGUCUUUCGGAGCACAUCUCUGCACUGUUCAAACAGCCAGCUUUUAUUGCCACUCUGGGUUCAGCCUGUUGGAUGGUGCUGAUGGGCUUCAGUGCCUGGAUCUACUGCAGACACAAGAGAAAGAAAGAACUUGGCCACUAUGCCACCUCUUUUGCCUACACACCUGCAGUUGGCCUCUCCAAUGGUGACAGAUCAGGACAGAUCAGGAGUAGCAAUGGAAGGCCAUGCUUGCUUGGAUCCAACAUGGUUAACUAUCCCUGGCUGGCAGAUUCUUGGCCAAACAACAACUUGAACCAGAGCAGUAAAGACUCUGUGAAUUGCUGCACUGGCAAACAUGACUCCACAGACAGAUAUUACAACACUGCAGGAACAAGCUUCCUGAGGCCAAACCAAACAUAUAGCCCAACGUCCAAUGAAGGUGCCAUCUACAGCACUAUAGACAGAGCUGAUGAGUCACAGCAUGACCUGAGAAGUGCUUACUCUCAUGACCUCUACACCAGCUCACCAGUCCUGUCCAAACCUGACCUCGACCAGUGGAGCUUACAGUCUGACCUCAGCACAGCUGAAUAUGCCCAACUCCAGUACUCGGGGAUAAACAAUGCUAAUGUAGAAAUGCAGAAACCUUGUGAGUCAGCGACGUAUAACUGGUCCAAUGUUCUGUCCCUGCCACCACCAAGUACUCGAGAACACAGACAGCAGUCCAGGUGUGAGGAUGAUGAAGACUGGGGUGCUCCUCUCCCAGAGAGGACUUAUCAGAUGGAAGGAUUGGAGAAUGUAGCCACAUUGCCUCUGAGAGGAGAGCGCUGUGGGCGAGUUACCACCUACAGCCAGCCGUUCGCAGCCACCCUAAAUCCAUCUCCCAAUGAGGAACGAAUGCCAGUUAAUCCAUGUUUGCAACAUCCUGACUUACUGCUACGCAGUAAGGGACUAUGCGCACAAAAUUCCAAAUCAACUUUGCCCAAUCCAAACAUCCUUACCAACCUGGAAUCACACAAUAGCAGCCUGCCCCAUCUGCAAGGCCGCUGGAGAGACGUCUGCCAAGUGGAGAGGUCACAGCACUUAAAAGGCGAUAUUGGUUUAUUUGUGCAUAAGAAAUCGAUUCCAUCCCCCACUGAGCAGCCGCUGUCCAAAAAGCAAUCAUCAAGAGAUGGACCUCGGAGAAGAGAAACCUUAAAAACAGGAGAUCUGCCCCCUCCACCUGAACCCCCUCCCACUGAAGUCUCUCGGGUAGACCUGGCAGCCAUGUCGAAGGCCAGAACACAGCCACCUAGCCGAGAAUUGAAGGCAGAUCAGAGAACACAGAGCCAGUGGAGCACAGAAGAUGAGGAGCAUAUCCAUUGCAGUGUGAAUAUGCAGUCCAUGAAUCCCGUGAGUAGUCAGUGUUCUCCUCCUGCACCUUCCAGCUCUUCCUCUCGUCCCUCUACUGCUUCCCACACCAGGAGGAGAAAAGAGAACAUGAUGUGAAUGGAAGAUGAUGAAUUUCUUCUCAGCGUCCUGCUGUGCCAUGUGCUCCAACAAACUUUUAUUACAAAUGAUGUCCAGUAGAACACAAGCCAUACAAGUGUAUGUAAUUCCCAUCUACAUC
Neoarius graeffei (lesser salmon catfish) is the source of this 4126-nucleotide messenger RNA. RefSeq lists its product as uncharacterized. The coding region runs from base 1 to 4005 and encodes 1334 amino acids. Lineage: Eukaryota; Metazoa; Chordata; Actinopteri; Siluriformes; Ariidae. The transcript is spliced from 27 exons. The record is from RefSeq and is a predicted model, not a curated record. Gene Ontology annotation, cellular component: axon; plasma membrane. Gene Ontology annotation, biological process: axon guidance; cell-cell adhesion. Gene Ontology annotation, molecular function: protein binding.